Molecule: messenger RNA, 965 nt
Organism: Klebsormidium nitens
Lineage: Eukaryota; Viridiplantae; Streptophyta; Klebsormidiophyceae; Klebsormidiales; Klebsormidiaceae
Source: the annotation of a GenBank genome assembly
UACAGCUCUACUUGAUUGGUGGCUACGGGAUCGACUAUACCUUCCCGAACCAGACUGAGAUGUACGAUCCACAAACGAACAGAUGGACUCAAGUCGCUGACAUCCCCACCCCUCGCGGGGACCUCAUGUGCGCCUCGCUCAACGGCCUCGUCUAUGCCAUCGGGGGCUACUACGAUUCUACGAAUCAAUUCCUUGCCAACCAAUUUUCGUUCAAGAAUGAGGUUUACGAUCCUAGAACCAACAAGUGGACCACCAAGGCGCCCAUGCUCACGGCCCGGGGGGAUGCGGGGAUCGCUGUCCUGGACAACGACCGUAUUCUGGUGGUGGGAGGCGAAGGGCACAUCCGCAACGACUCCAACAUCAAGGUGCCGAGGCACGUCAACGAGGUGUACUAUGCUGUUGACGACGUGUGGGUUCAGAAGGGCAUGAUCCCCACCGCUCGUUUCCGCUGCGGAGCCGCUGAUGCGGGAGGUUUAGCAUUCGUUUUUGGGGGCGCCGAUCUGUGCCCCGAUGGUAACCUAGGCUGCCCGGCGCAAACUACCGUAGAGGUCUUCUUGGAUGUGGUACACCCCCGCAUCUACAUGUACCUGAAGGAUCAACCGGAAGAGUCGGUAGACAUCCCUGCAGGCACGAACCAAAUCUAGGGGCCUGCCUAGCCGGGCCCCGGGGUCUCUGUGAGACCCCUUUUGUUGUUUCUUUGCAUGAUUGAUUAGAUAGACUGAGUAUAGUUGCACGUCUCGUUUGGCAUCCGCUGGUAGGAGGCCCUCGCGCGCUUUCGACGUAGGCCCACGAAGCUUGUAUAUUCUUUGCACAUAGAAUGCAAGCUAGCAUAACCGGCAACAAUCUGUCAGGAUCUGAUUGAGCUUGAGGCUGUAGUGCUGAUGUCACCAAACCGUCGGUAAAAUUCUCUUCAAAGCUGCACCAACCCCUACGACGCACCUUAAAUGUGUUUUUCACAUCGGUGG